Messenger RNA from Branchiostoma floridae (Florida lancelet), 1227 nucleotides. Its product is annotated as cytochrome P450 2J6-like. The transcript has 5 exons. Gene Ontology annotation, cellular component: intracellular membrane-bounded organelle; cytoplasm. Gene Ontology annotation, molecular function: oxidoreductase activity, acting on paired donors, with incorporation or reduction of molecular oxygen, reduced flavin or flavoprotein as one donor, and incorporation of one atom of oxygen; heme binding; iron ion binding. Gene Ontology annotation, biological process: xenobiotic metabolic process. The record is from RefSeq and is a predicted model, not a curated record. The coding region runs from base 1 to 1227 and encodes 408 amino acids. NCBI's taxonomy places the organism in Eukaryota, Metazoa, Chordata, Leptocardii, Amphioxiformes, Branchiostomatidae.
AUGGCUACUGCAGUCUUUGGGUCAAUAACUGAGUCCGUUCAGGAGAUUUUGCAGAUCUCUGGGGCGACUUUUCAGUCUUUCCUUGUCUUCUCUAUCGCCCUAACUUUUCUCAUAGCGUUCAUACUUUUAAAGCGCCCGAGAAACCUGCCUCCUUACCCGGCAGGACGCGUGCCUGUUCUCGGGCACCUCCUCGCCUUGGGCCGGAAACCUUACCUCAAGCUGACGGCGUGGAGGCGGCAGUACGGGGACGUCUUCACCGUCAGGAUGGGAAUGGAAGAUGUGGUGGUUCUGAACGGCUACACUGCCGUCAAGGACGCGCUCGUGGACAGGUCCGAGCUGUUCGCGUCCAGGCCACCAAACUACAUGUUUGAUUCGACAGUUGGUUUUGGAAAAGACAUUGUUACUGGACGUUGGGGUUCAUUGUUCAAGCAGAGAAGGAGGUUUGUCGUCAGAACCUUAAAGAACCUUGGCAUGAAGGUCGGACCUGGCAGUAUUGAGGAGAACAUCCGAAAUGAGGCCAGCUGUGUACAAGAUAGAAUUGCAGAUUACGAAGGGAAGCCUUUUGACAUCUUCCAUUACGUCACUGUGGCGGUUGCAAACGUCAUCUGUUCCAUGACUUUCGGGAAGCGCUAUGACUACGAAGAUGAAAAGUUCCGAGAGGUUUCCCAAGCGUCUGCUACAGUAUUGGCUGAAAUUGGAGCCGGGCAGCUCAUCAGUAUCUUCCCUUUCUUACGGUUUGUUCCUGGAGUGAACCGAGCCUGCCUCAAUGUAUCUGAACAUCUCCCGAAGAUCCACAAGUUUGUGAAAGAAGAAAUAGAUCGGCAUCGGGGAAACCUAGAUCGCGAAAACCCGAGAGAUUUCCUUGACUUCUGCCUGUUGGAGCUUGAACAGCGGGGAAAAGUCGAUGGUUUAACCAAAGAAAACGUCCUGUACAUGGCACAGGAUCUGUUUAUGGCUGGAACAGAAACAAGCGCCAACACCCUACGGUGGAGUCUACUCUACUUAACUUUGAACCCCGACAUUCAAAAGAAGGCACAAGAGGAGCUUGAUGCCGUUGUUGGUGAUAGUCUGCCCGCCCUGCCCCACCGUUCCCGCCUGCCCUACGUGAACGCCUGUCUGAUGGAGACCAUGAGGAUCCGCACUCCUGGUCCUAUUCCACUUCACGCCACCACACAGGAGGUCAACGUUCGGGAAUAUACCAUUCCUGAGGGAACUAGGGUAUCAUAA